Molecule: messenger RNA, 1940 nt
Organism: Scophthalmus maximus (turbot)
Lineage: Eukaryota; Metazoa; Chordata; Actinopteri; Pleuronectiformes; Scophthalmidae
Gene: gatb
Product: glutamyl-tRNA(Gln) amidotransferase, subunit B
Exons: 13
Coding region: 1-1650 (549 amino acids)
Biological process (GO): glutaminyl-tRNAGln biosynthesis via transamidation; mitochondrial translation
Molecular function (GO): glutaminyl-tRNA synthase (glutamine-hydrolyzing) activity
Source: RefSeq, a predicted model, not a curated record
AUGGCGGCCUCCUCUGCGGCAGCAGGUGAGCUGCUGCUCAAUGUGAAUAGAAGAAUGUCGCUAUUUUAUCCGAAGGCUUCGUGCGCGAUACGACGAAUAAGCACGGCGAGCUCACGACGCCACAGCGAACCGCGGCCGACAGCCAAGAGCGCUCCCCAGCAGCUGGUUGGGGUGGUCGGCUUGGAGAUCCACGCCCAGAUUAAUUCCAAGACUAAGUUGUUUUCUGGCUCACAAGUUCGCUUCUCAGACCCGCCAAACUCCCUGGUGUCCUUCUUUGAUGGAUCCUUACCUGGCACAUUACCUGUCCUGAACAGACGGUGUGUUGAGGCAGCAGUGAUGACAGCACUGGCUCUCAACUGCACUAUAAACAGGAAGUCACUUUUUGACAGGAAACAUUACUUCUACGCGGACCUCCCUGCUGGAUACCAGAUCACUCAGCAGCGGCGGCCCAUUGCAGUAGAUGGCAUACUGACUUACAGCCUCCUUGGAGGAAAAAAGAGGAACCAAGUGAUCAGAAAAACUGCGAACAUAACACAGAUACAGCUCGAGCAGGACAGUGGCAAGAGUCUCCACGAUGACGUCCGCAGCCAGACCCUCAUAGACCUCAACAGAGCAGGUGUAGGUCUGAUGGAGCUGGUGAUGGAGCCGGACAUGAGCUGUGGAGAGGAGGCUGCUGCUGCUGUCAGAGAGCUUCAGCUCAUCCUGCAGGCCCUGGGCACCUGUCAAGGCAACAUGUCUGAGGGCCAGCUGAGAGUAGAUGCCAACGUUUCCGUCCACACGCCGGGUGAGCCCCUGGGCACCAGGACUGAGGUGAAGAACAUCAACAGCACCCGAUACCUGGCCAGGGCUAUAGACUACGAGAUUCAGAGGCAGAUCAAAGUCCUACAGAGAGGGGGGAAGGUGCAAAAUGAGACCCGGGCGUAUGAUUCCAAAUCAGGGGAGACUAUUCCCAUGAGGGACAAAGAAGGUCUUCAGGACUACAGAUUUAUGCCGGAGCCCAACCUGCCUCCUCUGAUUGUGUACGAGGAAAACGCAUCGCUGCCCACUGGCAUUGAUGCCUGCCAGGCGGUGGUGGUGCAGCAGAUAAGGGAAGGGCUACCAGAGCUACCCGGCGUCAAAAGAGACAGGCUGGUGCAAACAUACGGCAUCCUGCCCGAGCACAGCUUCACGCUCGUGAACGAGGACGGGCUGGUGGAGUACUUUGAGGCCGUGUUAAAGGCCACAAAGAAAGAGCCGAGGAAGGUGAUUGGCUGGGUGACAAAUGAGCUGUUGGGCCACCUCAAACAGCAAGACAUGAGUGUGAGCCAGAGCCCCGUCUCUCCUCCUGCCCUGGCUGAGCUGCUGGAGCUGCAGGAAUCAGGACACAUCUCCUCCUCAGUUGCCAAGCAGGUCUUCCAGGAGAUGUGGAGGUCAUCAGGCAGCACGGCCUCGAAGAUCAUCCAGGAGCAGGACUUGGGGCUUGUUAGUGAUACUGCACAGCUGCACAGCAUCUGCCAGAAGGUGGUGGACUCGCAUCCCGAUGAGGUUGACGCCAUCCGAAAUGGAAACAAGAAGGUUCUGAACAAACUGAUGGGCCUGGUUCAGAAAGAGACCAAAGGCAGAGCUGACCCAGUGCUGGUGAGGGAAAUUUUACAAGAGAAGACUUCAUGAAGGUUGGACUGUUCGGCAAGACCCAGCCAAAUAUAAUAUAUGACAGUGAUGUUGUGCAUCUGUAUGAGUCAUGACAACGCAGAGAUACAUCAUGCCAAUAUGGUGGCACAUGGUACCUGGUCCUCCGUGGGCUGAUGAAACUAUUGAUGGUCAAGCUUCCACCCUUUGUUCCUGAGAGAUUUACAUUUUGUAAAUACUGUACAAUGUUUUCACUGAACAACAGCUGGUAUCUACUGUAUGAAUGUACGAUAUUUAUGUGUCUAAAGAGUAAUAAAGCUUUUUAGAUUAUC